Mangifera indica (mango) is the source of this 1078-nucleotide messenger RNA. RefSeq names its product 40S ribosomal protein S2-4. Gene Ontology annotation, molecular function: RNA binding; structural constituent of ribosome. Bases 125 to 937 code for a protein of 270 amino acids. Gene Ontology annotation, biological process: translation. The transcript is spliced from 2 exons. NCBI's taxonomy places the organism in Eukaryota, Viridiplantae, Streptophyta, Magnoliopsida, Sapindales, Anacardiaceae. Gene Ontology annotation, cellular component: cytosolic small ribosomal subunit; ribosome. The record is from RefSeq and is a predicted model, not a curated record.
AAACCCUAACUGGCACAUAUAUAUAUAUAUACUCCCAAUUUAUGAUCUUUAUCUCUUCCGCCUCAGCAUUGCGUCUUCGCCAAAACCCUAAUCAAACCUAUUCUAGUCUAUCCUAGCAGCAAGAAUGGCAGAACGUGGCGGUGAGCGUGGAGCUUUUGGGCGUGGGUUUGGCCGCGGCCGUGGUGACCGUGGAGGCCCUCGUGGCCGCCGCCGCGCUGGCCGUAGAGAGGAGGAAGAGAAGUGGGUUCCAGUCACUAAACUCGGUCGUUUAGUUAAGGAGAAUAAGAUCAGAAGCCUUGAGCAGAUCUAUCUCCACUCUUUACCGAUCAAGGAGUACCAAAUUAUUGACCAACUAGUCGGCCCCUCCUUGAAGGAUGAGGUCAUGAAAAUCAUGCCGGUUCAGAAGCAAACUCGUGCCGGUCAGAGAACCAGGUUCAAAGCUUUUGUUGUCGUUGGAGAUGGUAACGGCCAUGUGGGGCUCGGUGUUAAGUGCUCCAAGGAAGUGGCUACCGCUAUUCGAGGGGCCAUUAUAUUGGCAAAACUUUCCGUUAUUCCGGUGAGGAGAGGAUACUGGGGUAACAAGAUCGGUAAGCCACACACUGUACCCUGCAAGGUUACCGGGAAGUGUGGUAGUGUUACCGUGAGAAUGGUGCCAGCCCCUCGUGGUGCUGGGAUCGUGGCUGCUAGGGUUCCCAAGAAAGUCCUUCAGUUCGCUGGGAUUGAGGAUGUUUUCACUUCGUCACGUGGCUCUACCAAGACUCUUGGAAAUUUUGUUAAGGCAACUUUUGAGUGUUUGUUGAAGACAUAUGGAUUCCUCACUCCUGACUUUUGGAGGGAGACCCGAUUCCUGAAAUCUCCAUUCCAAGAGUACACUGAUCUCUUGGCAAAGCCUACUGGCAAGCUGCUCAUCGCAGAGGAUCAUGGAAUUGAUGCUUGAGCUACUUUAGGUUUGUUGAAUUUUGGUCAGCCUUUUAGUAUAGACUACAGUUUGUUUGUUUCAAAUGUAUGGUUUUUUUUGGACAAUUCUGUUUUAAGAUUUUGACAUUUGAAUCAAAUUAUGGUUGGAUUUGUAUGGAUA